AUGUGCCCCGCUCGUCUACAGGUGCGGCGCAGCGUGCGGGGCAUCAGCAGUGGAGGCGCCGCGGCGGUCCGUCCGGUGCGUACCUCGGACAGACCGGGGGACCGAGGGAUCCGCCGAUGCCAGGCGGUUUCCCCGCCGGGCCACCUCAGUCCAGCCCGGAUCCGGCCCCGAAAUGGCAACCUCGGCCCCCGAGGAGUUGACGAUGAUGGACUUGACGCGGGGCUUGAAUGCGCCCGGCCUCCGCUGGGACAGGUGAGGGAGCCAGAUCCCGCGGAUCCCGUCCCAUGCCCACCAUCGGUGAUGGGGAGGAGGCGCGGGGCGGACCGCUGGUUGCAGCAUAGGAGCACUCUUCUCGGAGCAGGAGCCUCGGCGUGGGAGCCGGAUCUGGCAGCAGGCGGUGAAGUACCCGGGGCGACGCAGGGGACGCAGGCGACGAACCACGGGGCGGUGUGGCGUCGCGCGGACCGGCGCCUGGAGGGGCCGGGAGAGCCGGUCCGCCGGGGGUUGGCCUGCCCCGUUCAAAUAUACUUACCAUCUCUCCUCUCCUCUCGGUCCGCCUCUCCCGUCGCCCAGCUCCACCGCCUCAUCUCUGCCGCCGCCGCGCCCGUCGUACCCCCGAACCCUAGCUUCGCGGCGGAGAACUACCUCGUCGACACCUGCGGCCUCACCCGGGCCCAGGCACUCAAGGCCUCCGCCAAGGUCAACCACCUCAGGUCCCCCUCCUAUCCUGACGCCGUCCUCGCCUUCCUCGCCGGCCUCGGCCUCUCCAGCGCCCACGUGGCCGCCCUCGUCGCCAAGGACCCCAAGUUCCUCUGCGCCGGCGUAGAGAGGACCCUGGCCCCCGUCGUCGUCGGGCUGGCCGGCCUCGGUUUCUCGCGUCCUGAGAUCGCGCGCCUCGUCUCGCUCGGUGGCGCCAAAUUCCGUUGUAGAUCCGUCGUCUCGAGUCUACAAUACUACCUGCACCUCUUCGGCUCCGCCGAGAAGCUCUUCCGGGCGCUCAAGCAUGGCUCCUGCCUUCUCUCGUCCGACCUCGAGCUCGUGAUCAAGCCCAACGUCGCGUUCCUGGAGGAGUGCGGGCUAGGUGCUUGCGAUAUUGCCAAGCUGUGCAUCGGCGCUCCAUGGUUGCUUAGCACCAACCUGGACCGUCUCCAGGCAAUCGUCGCAUGCGCCGAAGGUAUAGGUGUGCCUCGGUGCUCUGGGAUGUUCAGGCAAGCGCUGCAGGUUGCAUUCCUCGGCGAGGAGUAUAUCACAGCCAAAGUGGACCACUUGAAGAACAUGUUCAGGUGGUCGGAUGCUGAGGUGCGCAUUGCUGUUUGCAAAGCUCCAAUGGUGCUGACAUUGUCGAAGGACCUGCUGCAGAGGAAGUCAGGGUUUCUGGUCUCUGAAGUUGGGUUGGAACCGGCAUACAUGGCUCAUCGGUUGACAUUGCUCACCUACAGUCUAGAGGGCCGGCUAAGGCCCCGGUACUAUGUUGUAAAGUUUCUUAAGGAAAAUGGAUUGCUAGAUUAUGGACGAGACUACUAUAAUGCAGUCGUGCUGACCGAGAAGGUAUUCAUGGAGAAGUUCAUAUGCCCUCACAAGAAAGCUGCACCACAACUCGCCAAAGACUAUGCAGCAGCGUGCAGAGGGGAAGUGCCGGCUAGAUUCAGAUUUACAUGAACCAACUCCAGUAUGAAAAUUCGUAACAUUUUCACUAUUUGUGUGAGAUUCAAGAGAAACAUGCAACACAUGUGAUUGUUUCCGUAA
Molecule: messenger RNA, 1746 nt
Organism: Hordeum vulgare subsp. vulgare (domesticated barley)
Lineage: Eukaryota; Viridiplantae; Streptophyta; Magnoliopsida; Poales; Poaceae
Exons: 3
Coding region: 1-1659 (552 amino acids)
Biological process (GO): chloroplast organization; regulation of DNA-templated transcription
Cellular component (GO): chloroplast
Molecular function (GO): double-stranded DNA binding
Source: RefSeq, a predicted model, not a curated record